AUGACUGCGAGGCAAGGGUCUUGCAGAAAGGGCCCGAAGCAAUUCUGGUGGAAGGAGGCUUCCGUGUACCAGAUUUACCCAGCGUCGUUCUGCGACAGCAAUGGCGACGGGGUUGGGGAUCUCCCCGGCAUCAUCAGCAAGCUGGACUAUCUCAGCAAUCUCGGCGUUGAUGUCGUCUGGCUAUGUCCCGUGUACAAAUCGCCGCAGGUAGACAUGGGCUAUGACAUUGCUGACUACCGGUCGAUUCACCCGCCAUACGGGACCAUGCAGCAUGUGGACGCCCUGAUACGGGGGUUGCACGACCGGCAGAUGAAGUUGGUCAUGGACUUGGUGGUGAAUCACACGUCUGAUCAGCACGCUUGGUUCCAAGAGUCGCGAUCCUCGCCUCAAAGCGACAAGAGGAACUGGUACAUCUGGAGAAAGCCCGUCAUUGACGGAAACGGGAACCGACACCCUCCGAAUAACUGGGCCUCCGUCUUUGGAGGAAGCGCUUGGGCUUUUGACGAGCCAUCGGGGGAGUACUACCUCCACCUCUUUUGCCCUGAACAACCCGACCUGAACUGGGAGAAUCCAAGCGUGGUGCAAGAGGUGCAUCGUGUCAUGGAAUUCUGGCUCGACAAGGGCGUCGACGGUUUCCGCAUGGACGUCAUCAAUUUCAUCAGCAAAACCAGCGGCCUUCCCGACGCGGCCGUGACGAGACCAGGCCAGGCCUUUCAACCCGCAGAGAAGCUGUACGCCAACGGGCCGCACCUCCACGAGUAUCUGCGUGGUCUGCGCCGAGUCUUGGACAGAUACGAUGCCUUUGCUGUGGGCGAGAUGCCGUGCGUCGAUGACGAGAAGGAGGUCCUCAAGGCGGUUGCUGGGCCACGUAACGAGCUCAACAUGAUUUUUCAAUUUGAGCUAGUAGACAUAGACACCGGCCCGGCUGGGAAAUUCUCCCACCAGGACUGGACGCUCCAGACCUUCAAGGGCAUAGUCGAGAAGUGGCAGGCAUGCAUGUAUGAAAACGACGGCUGGAACGCCUUGUUCCUGGAAAACCACGACCAGAGCAGGUCCGUUUCAAGGUUCACGCCACACACCCCACCGCACAGAAAGGCUGCUGCGAAAAUGCUCGCCUCCGUAAUCGGUCUGCAGGCCGGUACUCUCUUUGUGUACCAGGGCCAGGAGCUCGGCAUGGCCAAUCUCCCGGCUUCGUGGCCCAUAGAGGAGUACAAGGACGUGGAAACACAAAACUUUUAUCGGCUAGCCGUGGAGCAGAGCACGACCGACGAGCAGCUCGAGGCAUUCCUGCGCGAGGUGCGACUCAAGGCUCGAGAUCACGGUCGGUCUCCCGUGCAGUGGAGUGCCGAAAAACACGGGGGCUUCACAACGGGCACACCCUGGAUGCGAGUCUCGGACGACUACACCGACUGCAAUGCCGCGCAGCAAGAGACGGACCCGAGCAGCGUGCUCGCAUACUGGAGACGCGUCAUACGCGCCAGACGGCAGCACACAAACGUGGUCGUCUACGGGGACUUUUGCCUGCUGGAUCGGGAGCACCCGGCCGUGUUCAGUUACCAGCGCAGGGGGGCGGGCGGCACCAUGACGGUAGUGGCCAACUUUGGCGAGAGCCAGCAGACAUGGGAACUGCCGGAGGGGUGUCCUCGCAGCUGGACCGGGGAUCAGGUCCUGCUGGCCAACUAUCCCGUCUCCGCGUCCGGGGGAUCGCCGGCAGCGGGCAGGCUGUCGCUGAGGCCGUUUGAGGUGCUGGUUAUUUUGCAGGAGGACGGUGGGGGGACGGAUGGAGCUUGUGCUGCGCUUUGA
Molecule: messenger RNA, 1803 nt
Organism: Ustilaginoidea virens
Lineage: Eukaryota; Fungi; Ascomycota; Sordariomycetes; Hypocreales; Clavicipitaceae
Exons: 7
Coding region: 1-1803 (600 amino acids)
Biological process (GO): oligosaccharide catabolic process
Molecular function (GO): alpha-amylase activity
Source: RefSeq, a predicted model, not a curated record